AUGCCUCUGGACUUUGUUCCGUGGAGAAGCGGGAUGUGGCUUGAUGGAGUCCAUGCAGACAAGUUAGGGUCUGCAGCUUUUAUGGUGGACGCGUUACUUCUCACCACAAUGGUGCUACUCCUCAUUGUGCUUGCCUCAGUCAUUGUUGGAAGGAUCUUCAUUUUCCGUGGAGAGAUGCUAAACGGCUGGCUAUGGUCCGAUCAUCUUUCAUGCAGGUCGCUUGCAUGGCUUGAACUCUGGGGCCGUGGAGUUUCUUAUCCCGGAGAUGCGCUGCCCGUGCGACAGAAACGCCUCGGAAAGUGGAGGAAGCAAGAUGACAUGGUGAAACUUGAACCUGGAUGGACUUUCCUGUCUGCAGAAGAAUCUCACGAUUACUCCGAGAAGUUGAUGCGGGACCAGUAUGGUGUGGUGGACUGUAUGAGCGGCGAGCCUUGUGGCAGACAAAUCUGGGUGAAGCAGACUGCAAGUUCCUUGCAGACAUCUCCAUCAUUCGACCCGUCCAAGAACCCGAACUCCUCAGACCUUCUCUACCGCGAGCAGAGACUCAAAGCGUGGAAGGGCAGAAAGCCUGAAGAAGAACACCUAGAGCCCAAGACAGCGAAAGAAGCAGCAGAGAAAGGGAUUCGUUUCUAUUCUAUGCUGCAGAACGAAGACGGUCACUGGGGAGGGGACUAUGCUGGGCCCAUGUUCCUUAUGCCCGGGCUGAUUUUCACAUGCUACAUUACGGACGUAGAUCUUGGAGCAAGAAAGAGGCAAUGA
This is a messenger RNA of Guillardia theta CCMP2712, 759 nucleotides long. RefSeq lists its product as hypothetical. The record is from RefSeq and is a predicted model, not a curated record. Gene Ontology annotation, molecular function: intramolecular transferase activity. The transcript is spliced from 3 exons. NCBI's taxonomy places the organism in Eukaryota, Cryptophyceae, Pyrenomonadales, Geminigeraceae. Gene Ontology annotation, cellular component: lipid droplet. The coding region runs from base 1 to 759 and encodes 252 amino acids. Gene Ontology annotation, biological process: triterpenoid biosynthetic process.